UUCAACGCUCUGAUGAUGAAAUAGUUAAGAAAUCAGUCCUCGGCCCUGGACUUGUUUUUCUAGUUGGGACUUUCCUGUUCCUUGUCAGUGUUGGCGGAGGACGGAGCAGUGAGGUGUCUGUUGUGAUGACCUGACAUCGGCUGCACACAACCGGAGGGAUGAAGCGGCACCAGAAAAGAGACGUCCACCAUGAGGACAUUAAGAGGUUGUGCCAGCAGAUGCAUGAAUACCCGGAUUCCUCAGUGAGGAUGAUAUUUGAUUACUAUAAAGAUGACCUGAUGAAUAUUUUGGGAAACAUAGACACGCAUGCCGUCCUGAGCCAGCUGUCAGAGAAGAAUGUGUUGAAUGCAGAGAAUUACCUGUCAUUUGCAAACCAAUGUGAAGGUGAUGUCUUACCAGCCAAAUUAUACCAAGAUAUUUUGAAUGUAGGAAGAGAAGCUGUGAUUGGAUUCUGGGAAUUUCUUUGUGCCUUACAGAAAGCCCACCCUAAUCCUAAUUUAUUGGCGGUUUUGGAUGAAAUCAACCAUACAGGUGAGCAUCUGGUGGAUCAGAUUCUGUUGGAUGAACAUGGACACUCACUGGGUCCUGAUCUGGAAGCUAUUCGGAGGGAGCACAAACAACACCUGCUCCAGAAAACUCAGACUUUAGUGGAACAUAGUCCACCAGGAACAACCUUGGAGCCACAAGAAUUCUACAUUAAUGAGCGUUAUGUUAGUCUUAUUGUUGUCUCCACCGAUGAGUUCAGGCAACGUCCCCAGAAUGAGCUAAUACAAACAGGAAUAAAACACGAGAAAUGCUUGAAGGAGGCAAAAACCAGACUGGAACACAUUUUCCCCAACAAGCUGUUCCGAUGGAGCCACCAGUCACAAGUUGUACCGCAUGCAGUAAUGGUGAGCGGAGUGCCAGGGAUAGGGAAGACCACACUGGUGCAGAAGUUUGUCUAUGACUGGGUGUACAAAAACCACUAUCAGAGAUUCGAUUUUGUCUUCUUCUUUAGAUUUCGGGACCUUAAUAGGCUGGGAAAGGUCAGCUUGGAGGACAUGAUUAUUCAUCAAUAUCCAUAUCUGGAGCGUCAGAUUGGAAAUAUUUUAGAAGACCCUGAGAGACUUCUGUUUAUAUUUGAUGGCUUAGAUGAAAGUGUUCACCAAAUAGAUUUCAGAUCAAGUAAACUGUCCAACCAUAAAGUGAAAGAAUGUUUUGGUGAGAUUGUGGCCAGCUUGGUGAGGCAGAGUCUACUGAAGGGUUGCUCUGUACUGAUAACCAGCCGCCCAACCAGGCUGGCAUCCAUUGAUACCGGGGUUUUCCAGAGAAUAACGGAGAUCAUGGGAUUUCUGCAUGGAGACAGACUGAUCUACUUUAAAAACUUCUUUGGAAAUGAGGAACUGGCCGAAAAAGCUUUUCAGUAUGUGCAAGAGAAUGACACUCUGUACACUUUCUGUUAUAUCCCUUCAUACUGCUGGAUCAUCUGUAAGGUGUUAUCAAUGUGCUUUAAAUCCCAACCAACAAUCACUGACCAGCUGAUGGCAUCAUUGCCCAAAACAGUGACACAACUCUUUGUGACUUUUGUUGCCAACAUUCUGGCCAAUCACCAUCAGAAUAAAGAUGGUGGUCACACUAGUGGUCAGACUGCCCAGGAACUGCUGACCUCUAUUGGUUGGAUGGCAGAACAUGGAGUCAUGAACCACACGAUAGUAUUUGAUAAGCGUCACCUGGACUCAUUCCAUGUGAGAAAUGAAAAUUGCCUCUCUUCAUGUUUCGUCCUAGAAUCUGGUCGGCCUCCCUUGGUGGAUUAUACCUUCUUACAUCUCACUCUUCAGGAGUUUUUUGCUGCGUUAGUUCAUUUUAUUGAUUAUUUUCCCGACAAGUUACAGAAAUCUCUUAAUAAGGCAGAAUCUUCCAAAGACGGCCGUGCCGAAAUAUUUCUCCAGUUCCUCUGUGGUCUCUCCGACUCUUCUACUCGAUCCAUGUUAAAGUCCCAUGUGGGAGAAUUGUCUACCCAGGCCGCUAGAGAUGUCAUCACUUGGAUUCGGGGGAAAAUUGCCAAACCCCAAGAAGGAAAGAGGGCCCUUCUAAACAUGUGCUACUGUCUCAAAGAGAGCAGGAACAAGCCUCUGGUCUUACAAUGCAUUGGGUCCAGAAAAACGUUUGAGUUGUACAAUGUUCCUCUCAGUCCUAUAGACUGCUCGGUGUUGUCUUUUAUCCUGGAAUCCUGUGAGAAAAUAGAAAAAUUGUCUCUGAGAAAAUGCAGAAUUCCAGCUGAAGGUGUAAGAAAACUUUUACCGGCUCUACGCAGCAUCAAAAUUUUGAGUUUGGUCAAUGAUGAUCUGGCAGACAGUUCCUGCACCCACCUGGCAUCUGCAAUAAGAAAUAACCAGGUUCUGGAGAAGCUUAUUCUGUCUCAUAACAAACUGGAGGGUCCUCACUUCAAGGAGCUGAUGGAAGCUCUGCCAACAAGCCAGAUAGAUGAAUUAAACUUGACACACAAUAACUUGCACCAUUCCUGCACCGACCUGGCAUCUGGAAUAAGAAAUAACCAGACUGUAAAGAGACUUGACCUGUCUUAUAACAAACUGGAGGGUCCCGACUUCAGUGAGUUGAUGGUAGCUCUGCCAACAAGCCGGAUUACAGACUUACGUUUGACACACAAUAACUUUCACCAUUCCUGCACUGACCUGGCAUGUGCAAUAAGAAAUAACCAGACUCUGAAAAUACUUGACUUGUCUCAUAACAAACUGGAGGCUCCUGACUUCAGGGAGUUGAUGGCGGCUCUGCCAACAAGCCAGAUUGAGGACUUACGUUUGACACACAAUAACUUGCACCGUUCCUGCACUGACCUGGCAUCUGGGAUAAGAAAUAACCAGACUCUGAAGAAACUUGACUUGUCUCAUAACAAACUGGAGGCUCCUGACUUCAGGGAGUUGAUGGCGGCUCUGCCAACAAGCCAGAUAGAGGACUUACGUCUGUCAUUCAAUAACUUGCACCGUUCCUGCACUGACCUGGCAUCUGGCAUAAGGAAUAACCAGACUCUGAAGAAACUUGACCUCUCUCAUAACAAACUGGAGGCUCCUGACUUCAGGGUGUUGAUGGCGGCUCUGCCAACAAGCCAGAUAAAGGAAUUAGAUCUGAGUCAUAAUAAACUUACAGAGGCAUCGUGCAGCGACCUGGCAUCUGGAAUCAGAAAUAACCAAACUCUAAGGAAACUUUCUCUGGCACAUAACAAUCUGGAGGGUCCUCAUUUCAGGAACCUGAUGACAGCUCUGAGAACAAGCCAGAUAUUGACAUUAGACAUUACUACCAAAGACAUAUCGGAAGAAGCCAUCAUAGAACUACGAAACAUCCGGCCUGGACUUACCAUCAACACUUCUAGAUGAUAAAGCCAGAAGAAAAGACAUCACUACGGCUCUAAGUGGAGGAUACUUAGCUUGCUCUGUGUAUCAUAUUUGACUUCUUCUUCAAGCACUUAAAGUGGAGUUCCACCCAUUUUUUUAUGUUUGUCUGUGCUGCAUGCUCUAAUCUCAUA
Messenger RNA from Rana temporaria (common frog), 3520 nucleotides. RefSeq names its product NACHT, LRR and PYD domains-containing protein 3-like. Gene Ontology annotation, cellular component: cytoplasm. NCBI's taxonomy places the organism in Eukaryota, Metazoa, Chordata, Amphibia, Anura, Ranidae. The record is from RefSeq and is a predicted model, not a curated record. Bases 159 to 3371 code for a protein of 1070 amino acids. Gene Ontology annotation, molecular function: protein binding. The transcript has 13 exons.